GGCCGUGCUCCUGGAGCGGGGCCUUCUCCCGCCGCAGCCGCCUCGGCCUGGAGACCCCACUCGUGUCCCCACCUGGCCCGGUGCCGGGCUCCCCGCGCUCGGUUCCUGGUUCCCUGUAGCGCCCGGCGGCUGAGCGUGGUGCCUGAGACCGCAGAGCUCGUCGCCCAGCUCAGGGCCAUUACCGUGGGAACGCUGGGCGCCUCGGUUCCGCUUUUGUAGAACGGGCCCCGCCGCCGCGCCUGCUUCGCCGGGUUCUUGCAGGAGGAGCUCGUGAGUGGAUGCACGUGAAGCACUAAACCGCCUGGCUGUUCUCCUCAGCCCUGAAGACGGGCCGGGCAUCCCGCGGUGGCCACCGAGCGUUCGCGGCUGCACCGCGCGAGCCAAGUGUUGGGAAGAGCGUUCACCCUGGGGCGGGAGUGUGUGGGUGACCAGGAAGGCGUCAGCCUGGGAAGGACGGAAGGUGGAUUCGUUUGCUAGGGCCGCCAUGACAAAUACCACAGACUGAGUGGCUUGAAACAACCUUUAUUUUCCUCCCAGUCCUGGAAGGGAGCAGCCCGAGAUCACGGUGCCGGCGGGCGUGGUUUCGGAGGCUGCGCUCUCGGCUCUUCUCGGCCCGUCUUCCUGCGGGGUCCUCGCAGGCCUGGCCUCUGUGCGUGAGCGUCCCUGCAGGUCCUCCUCUUAAAGGACGUCAGUCAGAUUGGAUUAGGGUUUCCAUUGGAUUGGAUUCUAAAACCUCUUUCAAGGCCUGAUCUCCAAACACAGUUACAGCCUGAGGGACUUGCAGAGGAGGAAGUACAGCAGGUCGGGGGCGCAGUAAGAGAAGCAGAAGCAUCCUCUGGAAGGAGGCAUUUCAAGGUCGAGGCAGGCCGCCUGCUGACCACAUGUGGCAGGAAAGCCGGGGAGGCUGGGACUGAGGACAGGCCACUGUGGACAGGUCUGCUUCCGCACCUGAGUGAGGAUGGCAGCAAGGUUGCAAGGUCUCCUGAACGGUAGAGCAUGGACCCCGUGGCUGCCCACAGCUGCCACCUCCUCCAGCAGCUGCACGAGCAGCGGAUUCAGGGCCUGCUCUGUGACUGCAUGCUGGUGGUGAAGGGCGUCUGCUUCAAAGCUCAUAAGAACGUCCUGGCCGCGUUCAGUCAGUACUUUAGGAGCCUCUUUCAGAAUUCGUCAGGCCAGAAGAAUGAUGUCUUUCACUUGGAUAUUAAAAACGUGAGCGGCAUCGGGCAGAUCCUGGACUUCAUGUACACGUCUCACCUGGACCUUACCCAGGACAAUAUACAGGUCAUGCUGGACACAGCGCAGUGCCUGCAAGUUCAGAAUGUUCUGAACCUGUGUCACACGUUUUUAAAGUCAGCCCCCGUGGAACAGCCACCUGGCACGCCUUGUGACAACGGUGCGUUCUCCCUGCAAAGCGCCCUGGCUCCUGACACUACCUGUGUUAUGAAUGAAAACUACUCCCCUCAUUUACUGCAAGAGUGUUCAGCAGAUGUCCAGCAUGGGAAGGUCUUGGAUGAAUCGCACUGUCAGGCUCCACCACCAGGUAACCUUCCUCACCCUACAGGUGAAGCGUCCAAACAAACCCCUGAUGCAUUAGACGGCGGCUGCACAGAACCGCCUUUCAAACAGCCCACUUACUACUACAAACUCCGCAACUUCUACAGUAAGCAGUACUAUAAACAAGCUGCUUGUCCCAGUCAGGAGAGAAUGACUGAGCAGCCUUUCACCUUCAGCACCUCCACAGACCUCACUGCCGUGGAAAACCAGCCUUGCACCAUCAGCCAUCCCGAGUGCAUCUUGGAGUCCGCUGAGCACUUGCCAUCCAACUUCCUGGCUCAUCCUCUGGGUGAGUCAGCCCCAGACCCUGAGUCGCACAACCCAGGCCAACAACCUACCAAACAGAUGAGACUCAAAAAGGCCAUUCACCUUAAGAAGCUCAAUUUCCUAAAGUCACAGAAAUCUGCAGAGCAAACAUCUGAGCCCAAGUCAGAUGGCACUUUCACAAAGAGGGCUGACUGUGUCGGUGAAAAUGCUAUAGAGAAAGCUGGCAGCCAAAGUGCUGAGGAAAAGGAAAGUGAAGAACUCAGCAAUUCUGAGAAUUUUAAUUGCAUCAGUGAGGCAGAGAGGCCCGAAGACCCUGUGGCCCUGGAAGACCAGUCCCAGACGCUCCAGUCCCAGAGACAAUAUGCGUGUGAAUUGUGUGGGAAACCUUUUAAACACCCAAGCAAUUUGGAGCUUCACAAACGGUCUCACACAGGUGAGAAACCUUUUGAAUGUAACAUUUGUGGGAAACAUUUCUCUCAGGCAGGUAACUUGCAGACUCACUUACGUCGGCAUUCUGGUGAAAAACCAUACAUCUGCGAAAUCUGCGGAAAGAGGUUUGCAGCCUCUGGCGACGUCCAACGUCACAUUAUUAUUCACUCAGGAGAGAAGCCACACUUGUGUGACAUCUGUGGCCGAGGGUUUAGUAACUUCAGUAAUUUGAAGGAGCACAAGAAGACGCACACGGCCGAUAAAGUGUUCACCUGCGAUGAGUGUGGGAAGUCCUUCAACAUGCAGAGGAAGCUGGUGAAGCACCGCGUCCGGCACACGGGGGAGCGGCCCUACAGCUGCUCUGCCUGCGGGAAAUGCUUCGGGGGGUCCGGGGACCUCCGCAGGCACGUGCGCACGCACACCGGGGAGAAGCCGUACACGUGCGACAUCUGCAACAAGUGCUUCACGCGCUCGGCCGUGCUGCGGCGGCACAAGAAGAUGCACUGCGGCGCGGACGCCGACGGCCGCGACGCCUUGGAGGACUUCGCCCAAGCCGUGGACGCCUCUGACCUGGAGAAGUCGCAGGGCUCAGAUUCCUUCUCCCAGGACGUGUCUGUGACAUUGAUGCCCGUGUCUGUCAAGCUCCCCAUGCACCCGGUGGCACCUACGGGGGCAGACUUUGAGGGCCACGCUGCCAGCGCCUACUGUAAGUUCCGGCCCGCGGCUCAGCCCCCUGCAGCCAGCGACCCGGUGAAGCUCGGCUUGGAUCCUGGCAAACUCGCGAAGGCCCCGGGGCAGCCCGCGCCCCAUCAGGCCUUCGCUUACUCGGCCGUGGACGCCUCCCCCAGCGACGGGCCGCUGCCGGCCGACGGCCUGUCCGUGACCCGCUCGUCGCUGGCGGCCUUGGACAACCAGUGCGGCGACCCGCUGGGCAGCCGGGCGCCGGGCCCGGCCUGCCGCAGCUCGGAAGGCCAGUUUUUCUCCAGCAUGACUCUCUGGGGCCUGGCGAUGAAGACGCUGCAGAACGAAAACGAGCUGGAGCAGUGACGCCCGCGCUUCUCAACAUGGGCGGCCUCUUCUGCGUCCAGCCGGCGGCACCACGGAGACAGCCGGCUCCCCGCGACGGCUCCCCGCGCCCCCGAACGCGUGGCCGCUUCCCCCGACACGGCUGGUACCUGGAAGCUGCUCCAGCUCAGGGUUUGGGGGGACGGGCCAGAGGGGGGCUUACGUCGCAGAAGCCAAAGGCCUGAGAAAUCAUUUCACGGACUUCCGCCAGCGUGAUGGCGUGCGGACUUUGGGUCAACUACUGUACGUUUUGGUCAUGUUGAAAAAAAAAUAUAUAUAUAUAUAUAUGUGAU
Messenger RNA from Hipposideros armiger (great roundleaf bat), 3608 nucleotides. It is a transcript of the gene ZBTB49, whose product is annotated as zinc finger and BTB domain containing 49. Gene Ontology annotation, biological process: regulation of transcription by RNA polymerase II. The record is from RefSeq and is a predicted model, not a curated record. NCBI's taxonomy places the organism in Eukaryota, Metazoa, Chordata, Mammalia, Chiroptera, Hipposideridae. The transcript is spliced from 9 exons. The coding region runs from base 997 to 3297 and encodes 766 amino acids. Gene Ontology annotation, molecular function: DNA-binding transcription factor activity, RNA polymerase II-specific; RNA polymerase II cis-regulatory region sequence-specific DNA binding; protein binding.